CGCCCCCCGCGCCAUGUCGGCCGAGAGGCGGCCGCGCUCGGGCCGCGGCGGCGAGGGCAUCAAGUUGUCAGCAGAGGUCAAACCAUUUGUUCCAAAGCAUGCGGCGGUAACUGUGGCAUGGUCAGAACCCUCAGAAGCAUGUGUCUUUCCUAGGUACUUAACUACAUGCUACCCAUUUGUUCAGGAACCAUCUUUGGAUAAUGUUCUGGGAGAUCCUGCGUUCUGUGAAUACUCCAACUGCUCUUACUCAACUGGUGUUGCAAAUGUGUAUCCAGUAGCUGGCUCACAGUAUCAGUCUAACAACUCAACACACUCUAAUGGUUCAGGAAUAGUCAGUGAAUCUGCUGAGCAAACAUAUCCAGUCAGACAAGAAAGUAAGAGUCUUUCAAAGCAGAGGAGAUCAAAAGAAGGUGAGAAAAAACUGGACAAGAAAAGGCAUGAUGGAGGUGAAGCUUCUGUCAGAAUUGUGAACAGGACUUCAUUCCAGACUUCAGCAUGCAGCAGAGAUUCCAUGAAGCCAGACAGGUUCAGUAAAACUACAAAGAAGAAGUCAACUGAAGCUCCAAAACCAGAGUCUUGUCCUCUACCCACAUUUGAAUCUAGCUUUCUGGAUUUCCACAAGUCACAGAGUUUGGGAAGCAGUGAGAAACUGAAUAUACACCAUAAAAGUACUCCAGAAGAUAUUUCUGCAAAAAGCAAAGCUUUGCCAAAAGUUUCAGAUGAAGCAGGAGCCAAUUUAAUUCCCUCUUCACUUGAUAGUAGGGUGUCAUUUCCUGAAGCACCUGCAGAUGGCUCUGCUCAGCCACAUGUGUCUUGGGCCGUGGUACUUUCACAGCACCCAAAGAAAAUUGUUUCAUCACCAGCAUCUGAAGGUCUUUCCAGAGGCAAAGGGAAGCAGGAGAGUGAACCAAAGCAGUCAGAAACAAAAAAUAUUGCGAGUGAAACUGAACCUGAAGAAGAGUCAGAAAAGAAGAAAAAAAAGAAGAAAAAGAAGAAAAAACUAAAGUCACCCACUGAUGUAGAAAGACCUCAAAGUGAAUCUAACGUAAUACAGGAACCACCAAAGAUUGAGGAUGUUGAGGAGUUUCCUCACCUAGCAGCUGCUUCUGAUAGAAGAAACAGGGUGGGACCUCAGAAACCAUCCUUUACUUCUGCAGUCAGAAAGCAGUCUGAAAUCCAUCUCUCCGAAGAGCCUCCAAAGAGUCGGUCUCCCUCUCUGGAUGAAACUCCCAAGGUGGAUGGACUGUCUGGGAAACAAGCUUCAUCUUCUGUAUUAGAAAGAAAGAAAACUCAGGAAAUAUCCAGGAGCAGUGGUAAGAAGAGUCAAAUUCCGGUGCAGUUGGAUUUGGGUGGCAUGCUUGCAGUCUUGGAGCAGAAGCAGCAAACAGAGAAGUCAAAACAGUCUCCUAAACCAGUGGUAUUUUCAGUUGGUGGUGCCAUACCAUUGCUAUCUAAAGAUCCUGCUACUGCCACGAGAAGUCACCGUUUAAACCAGGGAAAGAUGCCUCAUAAUCCCUUGGAUUCCAGUGCUCCUUUGGUGAAGAAAGGGAAACAGAGAGAAGUACCUAAAGCCAAGAGACCAACACCUCUUAAAAAGAUUAUUCUGAAAGAAAGAGAACAAAGAAAACAGCAGCACCUGUUAGAACAGAAAGCAGCACCAAAAGACGAAGAUAACAUUUCUCAGACAGCAGGAAAUGUUACUGAAAACGCAGCACUUCUACAGGAUAGUCAAGCAGCUAUUCCAGUAACACGAGUUGCCGAAGGGUUUCUGGAGCACACGGGGAUCAAGGAAUCUGAAGAAGAUUCUGUGACUUCAAAGCAGCUAACCGCCACUCUUCCAAAAAUCCACAGCAGGAAUUUUAGAGAUUACUGCAGCCAGGUACUUAGUAAAGAAGUUGACAGUUGUGUGACAGAUCUCUUAAAAGAACUGGUUCGUUUCCAAGAUCGUUUGUAUCAGAAAGACCCAGUAAAGGCCAAGAUAAAACGCAGGCUUGUUAUGGGUCUUAGAGAAGUUCUGAAACAUCUGAAGCUGAAAAAACUGAAGUGUGUCAUCAUCUCUCCUAACUGUGAAAAGAUUCAGUCAAAGGGUGGGCUGGACGAGACUCUACACAACAUUAUUGACUGUGCCUGUGAGCAGAAUAUCCCGUUUGUUUUUGCCCUGAAUCGCAAGGCCCUGGGCCGCUGUGUGAACAAAGCAGUGCCUGUGAGUGUGGUGGGAAUUUUCAGUUAUGAUGGGGCUCAGGACCAUUUUCAUAGAAUGGUACAGCUGACAACAGAGGCUAGGAAGGCCUACAAAGAUAUGAUAGCAGCUUUAGAGGAAGAAGCUAAAGCAGGACUAAGAGAAACCCAGCCCAGUGUCUUAACUCCUGUAUCUGAAAAAAAUGGCUUGUUAGAAGCUUGUAAAACAUCUUCCAAGGACUCAGAUGAGGAUGUACCAAAUUACAUUAAAGUCUGGAAGAGAAAACUUGAAGAAGAAUAUAACCCAUAUGCACUGGAGUUGGAAAAGAGUGCAACUGCUGACAUGGCAAUACUGAAUUUGGAAGACCAUCAGUAAAUCCAGAUCCAGCUCUACUGAGCUUUUAAUUUUUUCUUCUGUUAGAUCCCUAGGAAGAAGGUAGCAAAAUAAUAUAAAGAAAUACCUGAAGUUAGCUAAGCAAACUGUUCUGAAUCCCUUUAAGCAAAAUAUACACUGGAGCACAUGA
Cinclus cinclus is the source of this 2702-nucleotide messenger RNA. RefSeq names its product SECIS binding protein 2 (gene SECISBP2). The transcript has 18 exons. The coding region runs from base 14 to 2554 and encodes 846 amino acids. Lineage: Eukaryota; Metazoa; Chordata; Aves; Passeriformes; Cinclidae. Gene Ontology annotation, molecular function: mRNA 3'-UTR binding; ribonucleoprotein complex binding; selenocysteine insertion sequence binding. Gene Ontology annotation, biological process: selenocysteine incorporation. Gene Ontology annotation, cellular component: ribonucleoprotein complex. The record is from RefSeq and is a predicted model, not a curated record.